Messenger RNA from Lachancea meyersii CBS 8951, 1236 nucleotides. The record is from the annotation of a GenBank genome assembly. Lineage: Eukaryota; Fungi; Ascomycota; Saccharomycetes; Saccharomycetales; Saccharomycetaceae.
AUGGUAAAGGAAACUAAGUUCUAUGACCUUUUGGGCGUCGCCGUGGACGCGAACGAAACGCAGAUCAAAAAAGCCUACAGAAAACAAGCUUUGAAAUACCAUCCAGACAAAAACCCAAGCGCAGAAGCUGCAGAGAAGUUUAAGGAGCUCACGGUGGCGUACGAGAUACUAAGCGACAGUGAGAAACGUAACAUUUACGACCAGGUGGGUGAAGAAGGCCUCAGUGGCGGUGGCGCUGGCGGUGCUGGCGGAUUCGGUGGUUUUGGAGGUUUUGGCGAUGACAUCUUCUCACAGUUCUUCGGUGGUGGCGGUGCAUCCCGGCCCAGAGGCCCUCAAAAGGGUAAAGAUAUCAAGCACGAAAUGGCUGCCUCUUUGGAGGAACUUUACAAAGGAAGAACUGCGAAACUCGCUCUUAACAAGCAGGUUUUGUGUAAGGCGUGUGAGGGCCGCGGUGGUAAAGAAGGAUCUGUCAAGAAGUGUGUGUCCUGUAACGGUCAAGGUAUGAAGUUCGUCACCAGACAAAUGGGACCCAUGAUCCAGAGAUUCCAAGUGGAGUGUGACGUCUGUCACGGUACUGGUACAAUUAUCGACCCCAAGGACCGCUGCAAGACUUGCAACGGUAAGAAGGUCAUGAACGAGAGAAAGAUCCUAGAGGUUCACAUCGAGCCCGGUAUGAAGGACGGCCAAAGAAUCGUGUUCCAAGGCGAGGCCGACCAAGCUCCAGACAUCAUUCCCGGUGACGUGGUGUUCGUGAUCUCGCAAAGGCCCCACAAGCAUUUCGAAAGAAAGGGCGACAACUUACACUACCUAGCGGAAAUCGAUUUGCUCACCGCAGUCGCUGGUGGCCAAUUCGCCGUCGAGCACGUAUCUGGUGAGUGGCUAAACGUCACUAUUGUGCCCGGUGAGGUCAUCUCUCCAGGCAUGACCAAGGUCAUCGAGGGCAAAGGUAUGCCUGUCCAGAAAUACGGUGGUUACGGUAACUUGAUCAUUUCUUUCAAAAUAAAUUUCCCACAAAACCACUUCGCAGACGAAGAGUCUCUCAAGAAACUAGAGCAAAUCUUGCCACCAAGAUCUAUUCCAGCCAUUCCAAAGAGUGCUGAAGUCGAGGAAUGCGUCUUGAGCGACUUCGACCCAUCCAAGCAUUCUGGUAGCCAGUCCUACGGCAGAGGCGCCAACUAUGACUCUGAUGAUGAAGAAAGAGGUGGCGCAGAAGGUGUCCAGUGUGCAUCGCAGUAA